AUGAAUCCGUUGUGUCACAUUCGUCAAUGGAGUCCAGAGGAGAUCGGUCGACUACUGAAAGUCAAAGGAACAAUUCAAGAUGUGGAUGGAUUGUGUUCGUUCAAGGUGUCCAGCCGACCUCGCAAGUCCUGUGACGUUGCUGCACACUAUCGCAUUCCUCUUCAUGCGCUGAACAAGAAAUUUGGCCUGUAUAGGAAGAUUGUGGAACACCUCAGUGCUUCAUCCCAUUUUAACGCUGCCCAGAUGCGUGAUGUUUAUGCCUCAAUCAUGGACUACAUGAAUGAAGUUCGCAUUGCAUUCCUGGAAGACGCUGCAGGGUCCCUAGAUGCAUUACAUGGUCGCUUUAGAUCCCCGGCGCUCGAUUACUAUCUCUGGUUGGAUCAUACAUGCAGUGGCUUUGAUUCCCAGUAUCGUAAAGUCCUACAAGAGACUCAUGGAGUUACAUUUGAGUGUAUACGGGAUUCAACAUGCUCUGAUAUACUUAUGUUUCUCGAUUGGCGUGCAUAUCAUAACAAACACUGUGAGGAGCAUGACUGCUGUGGUGCGCUGCAGGGUUGUGGUACCGGCGAAGACGUCCAGCAGUUGCUUGCCGCAGUCGAUUCCUCUCUCAAUGCUUCCAAUGCUCCAGUAGAACAUGGAGCUGGUACGGAUACCACCUGCACGACGCAUCCAGGCGAUACUGCUGCCCCAGUGGCGACUCAAUCACACUGCGUUGAUUCGGUGCGUGCCUCGUGUAUCUAA
Messenger RNA from Suillus clintonianus, 741 nucleotides. RefSeq lists its product as uncharacterized. The record is from RefSeq and is a predicted model, not a curated record. Bases 1 to 741 code for a protein of 246 amino acids. NCBI's taxonomy places the organism in Eukaryota, Fungi, Basidiomycota, Agaricomycetes, Boletales, Suillaceae. The transcript is spliced from 2 exons.